AUGGACCAGCUGCAUCGGCAGGCGGCAGCUCCUGCCCACCCGCCGGUGAGCGCGGCCGCGGACCCCAGCGGAGCGGCGGGCGGCCCGGCCGGGACCCCCGGCCACCGGGCGGCCAGCCCCGGCCCCGGGCCGCCGCCCGGCCUGGCCGCCCAGCUGCCCUCGGACGUGGCCUCCUACCUGUACACCGGCGACUCCCGCCAGCUGGCGCGGACCCCCUGCUCCGGGCGCUACGAGCUGGCGGGCGCCCCCGGGCAGCCCCCGGCGCCGGGCAGCGCCCCCGCGGCGGUGCACGGGGCGCUGGACACGCUGCUGCACGCCACGCACUUCCUCAGCGCCAUCCUGCAGAGCAACCAGUCGCGGGGCCCCGGCGGCGGGCCGGCCGCCGUGGAGUGGUACCAGGCGCUGGUCCGCAGCCUGCUGGACGGCGAGCCCAGCAUCGCCCGGGCCGCCCUGGGCUUCAGCCCCGAGGCCCGCGCCGCCCCGCCGCCGCCCCCGCUCUUCCUGCAGGCCACGCGCGACGAGGGCCGCCGCAUCCUCCUGCAGGACCUGUCCGGCCCGGCCCACCGCCACCUGGCCAACGCCUCCCUGGACGGCGAGUGGUUCCACGGGCCGCGGCGCCGCGGGAGGCCCCACCUGCCCCGGCCCGGCCCCGGCCCCGGCCCCGGCCCCGGCCCCGGCCCCGGCCCCGGCCCCGGCGGCAGGCGGAGGGACGGGCCCGGCCUGGACAGGAACCACGUCCGCUGGUCCUCGCCCUACCUGGACUGCCAGAACGGCAGCUACAGGCCCGGCUGGCUGCUCACCCUCUCCGCAGCCUUCUACGGGCUGAGGCCCGACCUGGCCCCGGAGUUCAGGGGCGUCAUGAAAGUUGACAUAAAUCUUCAGAAGGUGGAUAUUGAUCAGUGUUCAAGCGAUGGCUGGUUUUCAGGAACUCACAAAUGCCACCUUAACAGCUCAGAGUGCCUGCCAACGAAAGGGCUUGGAUUUGUGCUCGGGGCCUACAAAUGCAUUUGCAAACCAGGAUUCUAUCAUCCCCGCAUCUUUACAGUGAACAGCUUUCCAAGAAAAGGCCCCGAUCAUCAUUUUUCAGGAGGAGAGAUGACCGAGGAAGUCUACAUGUGCUUGCCCUGCAGGGAGGGCUGUACUUACUGCAUCGACGACACCCCCUGUUACGCCCCAGAAGACAAGUACCUACGGCUUGCGAUCAUCUCUUUCCAAGCCCUGUGUAUGCUGCUGGACUUCGUGAGCAUGCUGGUCGUCUACCAUUUUCGAAAGGCAAAGAGCAUCAGAGCAUCGGGCUUGAUUUUGUUGGAGACCAUCCUUUUUGGAUCUCUGCUUCUGUACUUCCCGGUGAUCGUUUUGUAUUUUGAGCCAAACACAUUUCGCUGCAUUCUCCUCAGAUGGGUUCGUCUUCUGGGCUUCGUGACUGUUUAUGGAACGGUGACACUCAAACUUCACAGAGUUCUGAAGGUUUUUCUGUCACGAACGGCCCAGCGGAUCCCCUACAUGACCGGAGGCCGGGUUAUGAGGAUGCUGGCGGUUAUCCUCCUUGUGGUGUUUUGGUUCCUGAUCGGCUGGACCUCGGCAGUGUGCCAAAACCUGGACAGAGACAUUUCCCUCAUUGGCCAGGGACAAACGUCGGACCACCUCAUCUUCAAUAUGUGCCUCAUAGACCGUUGGGAUUACAUGACGGCAGCUGCUGAAUUUUUAUUCCUCUUGUGGGGUGUUUAUCUCUGCUAUGCAGUGCGGACAGUCCCUUCAGCAUUUCAUGAGCCACGUUAUAUGGCUGUUGCAGUUCACAAUGAGCUCAUUAUCUCUGCUAUAUUCCAUACAAUUAGAUUCAUCCUGGCCCCUACUCUCCAGUCGGAUUGGAUGCUGAUGCUGUUCUUUGCCCAUACUCAUUUGACUGUGACAGUCACCAUUGGGCUACUUUUGAUCCCAAAGUUCUCCCACUCAAGCAAUAACCCCAGAGAUGAUAUUGCUACUGAGGCCUACGAAGACGAACUGGAUAUGGGUCGAUCGGGAUCUUACUUAAACAGCAGUAUCAAUUCAGCUUGGAGUGAACACAGUUUGGACCCAGAAGAUAUCAGGGAUGAGCUGAAGAAAUUAUAUGCCCAACUAGAGAUCUACAAAAGGAAGAAGAUGAUCACAAACAACCCUCAUCUUCAGAAAAAGAGGUGUUCCAAAAAGGGCCUGGGUCGCUCGAUCAUGAGACGGAUCACGGAAAUCCCAGAGACGGUCAGCAGGCAGUGCUCCAAGGAGGACAAGGAAGGGCUGGAGCACAGCGGGACCAAAAGCACUGCCGUCCUGAAGAAAAAUCCUCAGGAACCCUCGGGCGGGACGGCCAAGCCGAAAGAGGAGUCUUUGAAGAACAAGGUAUUUUCCCUGAAAAAGUCCCACAGCACAUACGACCAUGUCAGGGACCCACCGGAAGAGUCCACCAGCGUGACGAUGGAGAGCGAGGAAACGACGAGCACAGAGACCUCCUUGCUGGAGUCCCUGACUGGUAAAAAACUAGCCAAAAAGGGCACCGAAGACGCCGAAGCCGUGUCCAUGGAAUCUGUCCCCUUGGUGUGCAAGUCAGCGAGUGCCCACAAUCUCAGCUUGGACAAGAAACCGAUGCACCCGAGAACAUCCAUGCUACAGAAAUCGCUCAGCGUGAUCGCGAGCGCUAAGGAGAAAACGCUGGGGUUAGCCGGCAAAACCCCGGCCCAGAGCCUGGAAGACAGUACCAAAUCCCAGAAAUCUCCUGCUACAGGGAAAGAAGCGAACAGCAAAUAUGCCAGCAUGGAUCAGGCGGAGAAUCCAGAUUCCACCUGGAAGACCUCCAACCUUGUGGAGGACCCUGCGAAGCCCCAGAAAUCGGGGAUCAUGAAGCCGCAAAGGGCUUCCCCCUCCAUUCCGAAUACCGAGCCGAGCACAGGCCAACCUCUGCCGGCAGAGAGCUCUGACACUGGGGAGGUGUGCCCGUGGGAAGCGUACGACCUGACUCGGGGUCCCGGGCCUUCCGAGCCCAGGAUUCAAAAACACGUGUCCAUUGCUGCUGCAGAAACCGAGCCCAUUCGGCCUCCCCUCCCCCAGGAGAGAGCCCCGCCCAAGCCGCCAAAUCCCAAGAGUACAGACAAGUCCGAAGUGUGUCCGUGGGAGAGCCAAGGACAGCACGUUUCUGAAGAGGACAGGGAACGAUCGCAUCGUCAGCCUCCGCUUCUCCCUGCGGCUCCAGGCGAGCGGACAGGCCAACGCCACGCAGCCAGUGGGGGCGCCGGGGGAUACGACGAACUGCCCUCCAAAGCCGUAGCGCCACCGGUAGAACAAGAAAAUCUCAACAAAAUAGGGGACCAAAAAAGAAACACAUCUUCCUUUGAGGGGACUGUACGCCCAGCUGCCUCCUGGGGCCCCAGUAAUAACUUUCAGCAGCCGUUGACGUCACGGGCUGAGGUCUGUCCCUGGGAGUAUGAGACACCCGAUUUACCAAAUGCCGAAAGAAGUGUAGCUUUACCUGCCACCUCCACUCUAAGUGCAAAUAAAACAGCCACACCUCGGAAAUGAGAGGCGCCAGACACUUUGGAAAUGUAGCGUCAGCGGGAAGGGAAGAGACGGAGAAGAGAAGGUUCAAGGAGGAAGAUGGGAAGCCAGAAUCAAGCCAGAAGUUGACAGAAAUUCUAAGGGAAAAUUGGUCAAUCAGGGAGAACCGGGGGUGGGGGAAGGAUCGGGGUGGCCAUAUUCAAUGAGCGAGCUGUGCUCCCAAGGAGGAUCGUGGACUCGACCGAGCGAUUUCCCCAUUUAGAAACAAGAGAAUAUUUCAGCGAGCUCAGUGAUUUCUAAAAGGAAAUGACCCUGGAAGCCACCCCCUGAUUGGCAUUUACCCUUGGGAUUUGAAGAGCCUAAAGGAGGCAAAAAUGUAGAUGGCACAGAGUGGGCUGGAAGUGUUAAAAAAAAAAAAAGUCGAGGAGCAGUUGACUGAAGACUUUUCACUUUCAUUAUUUAACCUUGAUAGCACUGCUAACUUAAUGCAUCCCAAAAAUACAUUUUCUAUUAAUGAUUGCUCUCAUUUUAUUAUAAAUGUAUGUUUAAGUACACUGUUGUGUCUCAUAUGAAAGCAUUCCAGAUUGUAUAAUUUUUUGCAAAUCACUUUGAUAUUAUGUGACACAACAACACAUUUAUGCAAUCUGCAGAUACUCUACUGUUAUUGCAAUUUACAAAAUUCCUGCUCCAGCCUUCAGUUGAUUUCUUGAAUUAUGGUAAGCUUUCAUUGGCAUUGGGAGCCAUGGCUUGUAUGAGACUGUCCUUCGGUUUCUGCUGUGAUUUCUAUUGUGAAUUUUCAUUUUCCUCUCUAUUAUUUAAAAUUAUAGUUUGAUACUGUAUUAUUCAGGGUUUUUAUACAAGGUAAGCUACUUGUUUUGCACUUCUAUGUUCGCACUCAUGGCUUUAUUAAUAAUGGAGAUUUCCAUCAUCCUCCUUAGCUAUCAGUUUUGGUAAGUUCAGGGACAACUUACCCAUUGUUUGUUACAAACGAGAUACUUCCAUGGACUUCCAAGAUUUCAGCUUUAUCAUGACUCCUCAUGUUUCUCAGUAUUUCAUCCUUCAAAGAGUUUCCUAAAGGAACAGGUUAAAGGUGAGAAAAAUAUACUGUGAUUACUCUUCUUUAGAAAUGGACGCCUCCAGGAAAUGAUAUAGAUAUUAUUAGACCACAGCUGUACGGCCUACGCAGAGAAUUAGCCUUUCAAAGUCAGUAGAGGAAGGGGAGCUUGGAGAGUACAUUCAAGUGAUUAUUUUUUUUAGAAGCACCUAUGAACAAUGGGGACAUAGUGUGCAUUACUGAAUGUUCACCACAACUUGAAUUCACUACUCCAGAUCUUCUCCUUACUACAGCUUAGGGGGGCAACUCAGCAGAUGGAGCAUUAGAUUUGCAAAUGUGUACCGUACGUUUAAUUCUUACCAGGAUAGUAUCUAUUCUUUGCAAUUCUAAAGCACACACAGUAAUCUGUAUCCUGAGUGUUGCUCUCUUCCACAAGGCUUAGACCUGAAACUCAAGGUCUUGUUUGUUAAGAUCGAACACUAGACAAACAGAUUUUUGUAAUGGAAAAUGUUUUCCCGUGGACUCUGAUGGAAGUGGAAGAAUAACAUUAGCUUGUAUCUACCCUAGCGCUUAGUACAGUGCUUGGCACAUAGUAAGCGCUUAACAAAUACAUUUAAAACAAAAACAAAAAAUUGAAAUCUCUGAGCAGCCAAGAGGUUUAUCACUACUGAUGUGACUGUGUUGACCACUUCAUCGUGACUAAAUGCCAUGCGACUUGAUAAUGUAAGGCUAUUAGGGAAAUGUAAAAUCCCUGGAAAACCGCAGUCAACAAAGGUCUGCUGGGUCUUGGUGAUUCUCGUUCUCUUCACGAUAUAUUGGGAGGUGAAAGGAAAUGUACAAAAUUCAAGAAUGACUGCAUGGGGAUAGAAGCUGGGGAGACAGGAUUCUGUUUGGUGCUUGAAAAAUACUCUAAGGAUUUAACUGAACAUUUUCCCACUCCCUCACCCAGCUAACCCCUGCCUGUUUCUCAAGAGUCAGUUCACAGUGAAGUACCUCCAUAUUGUCUAUGUGCCUACUUUGCUCAUGUGUCUACAGAACAUGAUGCCUGCUAGUUGUUUUUCUCAGGUUGGGGUGGGAGAAGAUCAAGGAAAAAUGAAGAGAAUCUAUUUUUGUGUUCCCUUGAUGUUUUUCCCCCUCCUUACUUUAAUUUUGCCAGCCAAGCCCCGUCUACAUGGGGAUUUUAGAAGACUAUAUUUAAGGAAUAUCUGGUCAUUAGCACUGUCAUUUGCAGACCCUGUUAAUCAUCCCAUGUUUGUCUGGCAUGGUUAGGACUGAAUGUUCACUGUGUUCUGUGAUGGUCCUGCUAGAAACCUAAGUUCAAGAAAGCAAUAGUGAGUUACAUUUCAGUGAUUUCCUAUGUUCCUUAGGUCAUGCCCCACCAGCAUAUAGCAAUGAGAUUGCUUAGUCAUCCUUCUUGGAGUUUCACAGCCGUGACUUUAAGCCAAGAGUCGUGCAGUUUUAGAAUUAAACGUGUUUUCAAACAUAUCCACUAGAAAUCAGAAACUCAAUAAAGCAGGUCACAAACAUUUGCUAGGUUGUCCUUAUUCAGUGCAUGUGCAGACUGCAUCCCUCCUUUGUUUCUAAACCAACGUUUAUAAAUAGAUUUAUACUGAUCUUAAUAGACUUGUAUACUUUAUGCAAGAAUGAAAUGCUUUAAGGUCUGAAUAAGUACUCAACCCAUUGUAACUUUUGGUGGCAGUAUAGAUCUGAAAACCGACAGUACUUUUUAUAUUUGCUCUUUAGGUUUCUGCAUGCAAGCAAUGACAGGUAAGACUGAGAAAACACUGCCUUUGACUUCUAACAUUUUAGCUACUGAGAGUUGUAGAGUAACUAAAGCUGUAAGUCUAUUCACUUUAUUCUGUGGUUCUUCUAAGACUAUUAUCUGGCAAGCUACAGCAUCCACCAGGAAAUAUUUGGUAGAAUUAUGUCGUGAUAUUCUGCAGCAUGUAAAUAAUAUAACUUAUCUGCAAUAAAGCACAUUUAUAUGAGA
Ornithorhynchus anatinus (platypus) is the source of this 6566-nucleotide messenger RNA. RefSeq names its product G protein-coupled receptor 158 (gene GPR158). Gene Ontology annotation, molecular function: G protein-coupled receptor activity. The coding region runs from base 1 to 3546 and encodes 1181 amino acids. The record is from RefSeq and is a predicted model, not a curated record. NCBI's taxonomy places the organism in Eukaryota, Metazoa, Chordata, Mammalia, Monotremata, Ornithorhynchidae. The transcript is spliced from 12 exons. Gene Ontology annotation, biological process: G protein-coupled receptor signaling pathway. Gene Ontology annotation, cellular component: membrane.